Messenger RNA from Theobroma cacao (cacao), 1905 nucleotides. The record is from RefSeq and is a predicted model, not a curated record. Lineage: Eukaryota; Viridiplantae; Streptophyta; Magnoliopsida; Malvales; Malvaceae.
UCUUAAUUAAAUUUUCCUGAGUAGAAAAAUCCGUCCAAAGCACAACAAACCUCCUAAGAGUACAAGUCCAAGUCAGCCCAAAAAGUAGCUACCGCCCAUUGGGCCAAGGCAAGGCUUCCACCCCAUUGAACUUCCUAAUUCUCUCACGCACAAAAGAAGAAACUAAAGAGACAAACUUGGAACACCCAAAUUUGGCGUUCUUACGAGCGAAAGAUUCCUCUUCUAUGGACUCAGCCGAAGAUAUUUUCGAUUCAUCGCUAAAUCUAGAAGAGACCCAUUAUCAAGAAGGUUACGAAGAAGGCUACAAACACGGCAUAGCAACCGGUAAAGAAGAGGCAAGGCAAGUGGGUCUUGAAACGGGCUUCGAAACAGGCGAAGAGCUCGGUUUCUACAAGGGCUGCGUCGACGUGUGGAGCUCCGCCAUCCAAAUUGACCCGACUCGGUUUUCCACUCGGGUCCAAAAGGGUAUAAAGCAAAUGGAGGAAUUGAUCGAAAAAUACCCAGUUGUAGAUCCGGAGAAUGAAAGCGUCCAAGAAAUAAUGGAAGCUUUGAGGCUUAAGUUUAGGGUUAUCCGUGCAGCUUUGGGUGUUAAAUUGGAAUAUGAUGGGUACCCAAAACCCAAAGACAUCGAAUUUUGAUUUGACCUAUUUUUUAGUUCUUACAAGCUGAAAGAGGAGCAGAAAACAUAUGUUGAACAAGAUGCUGGCUUGUGGGAAGGUGUACAUUUCUGAAAGCCGAAACAGAGCAGCUUUGGAGUUGAUAGAACGAGCUGCUGCGAAGCUAUUCCCUGAGGCUGCUAUUGUGAACAAGUUCGUAGAUGUGACUUACAAUAGAGUUGGUUAUACGGUUGUCUCCAGAUUGACUUCAGAACCAUCGCAAGAUUCAUUUCCUCUGAAAGGUGCAGUGUUUGCCAUUGUUAAGGCUGCUUUGGAAACCAUCGACUUUGAGUUGCAUUCUGGGACUCAUCCUCGACUUGGAGUUGUUGAUCAUAUAUGUUUUCACCCCUUGGGACAUACUACCUUGGACCAGGCAGCUGCAAUUGCAAAGUCCUUGGCAGCAGAUAUAGGCUCUAAACUUCAAGUACCUAUAUUUCUUUAUGGAGCUGCCAAUGAAGGGGGAAGAUUGCUUGAUUCAAUCAGAAGAGAACUGGGUUAUUUCAAGCCUAACUCUGGCGGUAUUCAAUGGUCUGGAGGGACAAGAUCAGAGUCCUUGCCCCUGAAGCCUGAUGCAGGUCCAGCUCAAGUGUCUCCAGCAAAAGGUGUUAUUGUUAUUGGGGCAAGCCAUUGGGUUGCUAACUACAAUGUCCCUGUGCUCUCAACUGAUAUCGCUGCCGUUCGUAGAAUUGCUAAACAAGUAAGUGAGAGAGGAGGUGGACUUCCUUCAGUGCAAGCCAUGGGACUUGCACAUGAUGAUCGUGUGACUGAGGUGGCCUGUAAUUUGUUGGAACCAAGUAAAGUUGGAGGAGAUAAAGUUCAGCUUGAAGUUGAGAGGCUUGCAAAGGAAGAGAGGUUGAGUGUAGGGAAGGGGUAUUUCACUGAUCUUUCACAGGACAAGAUAAUUGAAAGUUACAUUAAGUUGAGUUCUUCCUAACUAAUGGAUGAAAUAUGGUCUUGGAGGUUAUGAAAUUGCAAUUGUUAUAAAAAGGGAAGACAGCAGAAUGCAAGUAUUAUUUUGGAUGACUAGUGUCUGAAGUUUAAGUCAGAAGUUAAUUAAUUUUGUUGGUGCUAUUAAAUAUUCAGACAUACUGAGGAACUUCACCAUGUCAGAGUAAUGUUACAACCAUAUCACUUUUAAAUUUUAUCUAUCUUUUUUUUUGCAAAGAGAGCAAUGCUUGUUCCUGUAUGAAGGGGAGAGUUGUUUGGAAACUUUGCUACAUUCGUGCAAUCAAAAUUAUUAGUGAUGGAA